AUGUGUCUAUCUAAAUGGGGAUAUUGUGGAACGGGAUCAGCUUACUGUGGUGAUGGUUGUCAAGCGGGACCAUGCACUGGAGGCAGUCUUGCAUGUCCUGAUUCGAGCAUGUGUCGCUCUAAAUGGGGAUACUGUGGAACGGGAUCAGCUUACUGUGGUGAUGGUUGUCAAGCAGGUCCAUGCACAGGAGGCAGUUCAGGUAAUUUCACUGAUAACAACGUGUUUGUCGGUAUAUUUUGA
Rotaria sp. Silwood1 is the source of this 240-nucleotide messenger RNA. NCBI's taxonomy places the organism in Eukaryota, Metazoa, Rotifera, Eurotatoria, Philodinida, Philodinidae. The record is from the annotation of a GenBank genome assembly.